UAACAAAAGGAGUCUAUCUAUUAGCAUGAGAGAGAGAGAGAGAGAGCCACCAGAGUCACUUAAACCCCAAAAGCAUUAGCUGUAGUGCAGUUCUAUUUUGGCGCUACUCAUAAACCUUCCUUCUUCCCCCAAUUGAAUGCAAUAUCUAUUCAAUUUCAAUUUCAAAACCCUUCAAAACAAAACUAUUCACAACCUACUUUUAUUAAUAAAUUUCCCAUUCUCUCUCUCUUUAUUUUAUUUUUUCCUUAGAAAAGGAAAAGAAUAAAAGAAGAGAAAUGGAAGAAGAAGGUAUAGGGUUGGUUCUGGCAAGAGCUACAGAGCUGAGGUUGAAGAUCAGCAACUGCAUCCACAAAGCUAAUGACCCACCACCCAAAAGGGAAAAUGGAAUCCAAGCUGAUGGUGAAGCAGGAGAUGAAGACCGAGAAGAAGAAGAAGAAGAAGAAGAAGAUGAUGAUGAUGAGGCGCAUAAGCUUUUCAACAUAUGCGAUGCCCUUGAAUCCCUUGAGAACCAGCUCUCUUCCUUACAGGCUUUGCAACAGCAGCAAAGGUAUGAAAGGGAAGUUGCCCUUUCUGAGAUGGAAAGCAGUCGAAAGAUGCUACUCAACAAGCUUAAGGAGUACAAAGGGAAUGAUUUGGAAGUGAUACAUGAAGCUUCUGCUUUUGCUGGUGAAACAGUAGAGCACAACAACGAUCUCUUGCUUCCUCCAUAUCCAAGCCGGUCUCCACACACUUUUUGCCUAGAAAAUGGCUAUUUGCCACCUACACACAAGUCUCUACGAAAUGGGAUAAUCAAUAGUGAUCCAACAAAUGAAGAAAAGAAGAAAUUGAGCGAGACAGACAGAGAUGAGGUGAAAACUGGAUCCAAAAACUCAAGAGGGUUGGGAUUUGUCCUAAGCACAGCGGCCAAGACCGUGCUUACUAUUGUUGGCGUGGCAUCUGUGUUAAGCUUGUCUGGUUUUGGUCCUAGAUUUGUGAGAAGUAAUACCACUUUCAAAAUAUCAGGCCUUUCUCAGCAACCACUGAGUAAAGAAAAGAGAUCGACAAUUGAAUGCCCCCCGGGGAGAGUCCUUGUUGUGGAAGACGGGAAAGCUCGAUGCGUUGUGAAAGAGAGAGUUGAAGUUCCGUUCUCAUCAGCUGUUGCAAGACCAGAUGUAAACUAUGGUUGCGGUUAAAUGUUUCUUCCUUCCAUCGUUUUGUAUAUCUCUGCUUUGUUGUGAUAUGCUGUUAUGGAAAUUGCAUCUCUAAUGAUCCAAGGGCUGUCUUAAUCUUUCAGGAGUAGCGAUUCUUAAGAAUGGUAGCAGUUCGGGUUUUGUUGGGGGAUGUUUAGUGACUUCUGGUUUGAGAUAUGAUUAAUGAUUAUAAGUGACAAAUUUAUUUUA
Molecule: messenger RNA, 1379 nt
Organism: Prunus persica (peach)
Lineage: Eukaryota; Viridiplantae; Streptophyta; Magnoliopsida; Rosales; Rosaceae
Product: plastid division protein PDV2
Exons: 2
Coding region: 276-1172 (298 amino acids)
Biological process (GO): chloroplast fission
Source: RefSeq, a predicted model, not a curated record